UUGACAUGUGAGGUUGGACCAAUGAUCGCACAGUUCCGACUUCCGACUGAGAACAUUUCCGCAGCAUGCUCUUGAGUAGGCUAUUCUUGCGGAUCGGACCUUCCACCACUCUCAUCCUCACCUCUGGUUGAAAGUAGGCAAAUGAGACAUCCUCGAGAACGCCGAAUUUUGAAAGAUUUUCGGAGGACGAGCUGGAUGACCGCUGCGAUGAGAGAAGCCGGUGCGGCAUGCUAAAAGCACUCCAUGUCUUUUAGCACCAAGCUGAGUUGACCACUGGAUCUGACUGCUGAACCCUGUUACACUGCAGGAUUCAUGUGAGGAGAUCGAGGAGAUAUGUACAUUCUUGCCUUCAGGUCUGUAGGACAUUUCAAGUGGGAACUGUAGGUUCAGUGUAACAUAAGUACCUGAGUGUGGAGGAAGGAUCAUAUACCAGCUCUGCUCCUGGCUGUUUUGCCCUGACCAUGGCUGCAAGAAGGGCAAAACAGAAGAAUUGUUCUGGGCGUGUAGAUGACAUUGAAUGUAAUGUCUCUGUGAAUUCCGAUCCACUUCCCUCUGAAUCAUUGCUACGGCCUGUCUCUGUAAAACUAGAACCUUUCGAUUUUCAACUCUGUGAUUUGCCCUCAAAUCAAUCUUCCGUUGUUAAUGAUGCUCACGACAUGCAGUUUGAUCUUUGGGACUUGAAAUCUGAGAUCAAGGCAGAAACGUCCUGUGAUGAACAUCUAACUUUUGAGGUUGCUGAGAUGAUUAUGAACCCGUUUAAAGACUGUGACAACUGUGACGUUAAACCUGAAAAAGGGCAAGUUACCGAGCAUGCAUUUUCAGAGGAGAGUUUGCCGCAUCUGACACCUCAGACACGAGGAGAUCACCAUGAUGAAGGGCCUGUAGUUCUGACACAGCAAGAGGAGUCUAAUCAGGAAGAGCAUCAUUCUGGGACUAUCAUAACUGGCAAAAUGAGAAGGAAAAAAAGAAAAGCAAAGACACAAGAGAAGCAGCAGAGAGAACAUCUUUGCACACUCUGUGGGAACAUGUAUGCAAGUGCAAGGAAUCUGGACAUUCACAUGCGCAUUCACACUGGAGAGAAGUCUUAUGUCUGCCAAAGCUGCGGGAAGGCGUUUGCUCGUGCCGACCGGCUGUCAACCCAUAUGAGAAUCCACACAGGUCAGCGAAAGCCAGCUAAACCACAUCAGUUUGCUUGCAGCGAAUGCGAGAGGACUUUUGCCAUUGCGAGCAACCUUCGAAACCACAUGCGUCGCCAUACGGAGGAGCGACCGCAUGCCUGUCAUUUGUGCGAGAAACGCUUCUUUGCAGCAAAUGACCGGGACAAGCAUGUGAGCAUCCACUUAGACCUGAGGCCUUUUGUUUGCUCUGAGUGCGGUAAUAGCUUCCGUCGCAAGAACACAUUAAAUAAACACCAGCGCAUCCACACGGGCCAGCGGCCAUACAACUGCCCAGAGUGUGGGAAAGCCUUAAGGUAUAAAUACACUUUAGAUGUGCACAUGAAGACCCACAAGAAAUGAGGGACUAGAUUAGAGACAGACAAUUGUCUUGUAGUGCUUGACAAUAUCAGUAACCUUAUGAAAUGUGUGAAUAAUGUUUUUUUGUUUUGUUUUACAAAAACAAUGUAAAAAGAUUUUCUUUAUGUUAUACUGUAUAUCUCAUCAUUGCUUACAUGUUUGACGUAGAAUUAGCCUUAUUCAGGCGGUGGCAAUUGUGCAAACCAUGCAUCAUGCCAAUCAUGUGAAUGCAUUGUGCCAAUCAUGUAUUGUGAUCUCGCAGCUGGAGCGAGGUUGGUGUCAUGAAGACUCACGCACACGCAGUUACCCGAAGUGAGUGCCCAAAAUAUGUUGCAAUAUGGCCACUGAGUGGAGGAACACUGUUUUGUUACACUGUUUGUAUUACACUGGGUGCCUCUCAUUUGGUCUUAUACCCUCCCUUCCUUCCUUGAUCCUCGUCUUCACUGAUCUAGAUAAAGAAUGAUGGGGCGGCAACAAUGGGAUAGUCUAUCCAGUGUUAGUUAUAGAUCAGUGGGAACGAGCCUUGAGGACCGAGGAUCAAGGAGAGAGUUUGAGAGCCACCCACAGUCAAAGAAGCCUACAGCGCAACCAGAAAGUAUUCAGACUCUUUCAAGUUUUCCACAUUUCAGACUCAUCUCAGAUUAAAUGACUUUCCCCCCCCUCAUCAAUCUACCGGUACACACAAUACUCUCAACACACCACAAAAAGCAGGUGUGUUUUGUGAAUUCAGUCAUUACCUUUGUGAAUAAAUGUGAUUUAAUGA
Molecule: messenger RNA, 2277 nt
Organism: Sardina pilchardus (European sardine)
Lineage: Eukaryota; Metazoa; Chordata; Actinopteri; Clupeiformes; Clupeidae
Product: zinc finger protein 383-like
Exons: 2
Coding region: 462-1517 (351 amino acids)
Biological process (GO): regulation of gene expression
Cellular component (GO): nucleus
Source: RefSeq, a predicted model, not a curated record